Molecule: messenger RNA, 3506 nt
Organism: Capsella rubella
Lineage: Eukaryota; Viridiplantae; Streptophyta; Magnoliopsida; Brassicales; Brassicaceae
Product: pentatricopeptide repeat-containing protein At3g53360, mitochondrial
Exons: 5
Coding region: 294-2600 (768 amino acids)
Biological process (GO): RNA modification
Molecular function (GO): RNA binding; protein binding
Source: RefSeq, a predicted model, not a curated record
GAUUCCUCUCCCCGUAGCACGGUGGUAGUUUCCAGCUUUAUCCGUCACUAAUUCACCUUCUAUUUCUCCGGUUCUGAUAUCGUUGCAACUUGCAAAAACAAACAAGGUCCGUCCUGAUAUCCCAACUAGGGAAGACUGGCCUCCUGUUCACAUACUUAUGACUAUAUGAGUAUUCACAUGAAACUUCAGUUGUUCCUUUUUGAAGAAUUUGAUACAAUGGAUCCUAUUUCCGUCAUCCUCGACAAAGGGACUAUUUAUUAUGAUAGAUUCUUUUGCUAGGAAGGUUAACUAAAAUGGCAAAAACGUUAAGAUUGGGGGUUAGAGUUUCCUUCAGCAACAGUCAGGUGCCGGCAACACCAAGUGCUGUAUCAACCAUCAAGACCGAAGAGUUAAUGAAUGAUCACAUAAAUUCGCUAUGUAAAAAUAAUUUCUACCGGGAAGCAUUGGAUGCGUUUGAUUCUGCGCAAAAGAACUCAAGCUUCAAGAUAAGGUUAAGAACCUACAUCUCUUUAAUUUGUGCUUGCACUUCUUCGAGAUCUCUAGGACAAGGCAGAAAGAUACAUGAUCACAUUUUGAAAUCCAACUGCAAGUAUGAUACUAUUCUUAAUAAUCACAUUCUUAGUAUGUAUGGGAAAUGUGGCUCGCUGAGGGAUGCUAGAGAGGUUUUUGAUUUUAUGCCUGAAAGGAAUUUGGUCUCUUACACAUCUGUGAUUACUGGCUAUUCCCAGAACGGUCAGGGAGCUGAGGCAAUAAAAUUGUACUUGAAAAUGCUUCAGGAAGAUUUAGUGCCUGACCAGUUUGCAUUUGGAAGCAUCAUCAAAGCAUGUGCGAGUACUGGUGAUGUUGGGUUAGGGAAGCAACUGCAUGCUCAAGUCAUUAAGUUGGAAUCUAGUUCUCAUCUUAUUGCUCAAAAUGCUCUGAUUGCUAUGUACGUUCGUUUUAGUCAAAUGUCAGAUGCCAGCAAAGUGUUUUAUGGUAUCCCAUCUAAGGAUCUAAUUUCGUGGAGCUCAAUAAUUGCAGGGUUCUCGCAACUUGGGUAUGAGUUUGAAGCCCUGAGCCAUUUAAAAGAAAUGUUGUCUUUUGGUGUUUUCCAACCAAAUGAAUAUAUAUUUGGUAGUUCUUUAAAAGCUUGUAGCAGUCUCCUUAGACCAGAUUAUGGUAGCCAAAUACAUGCGUUAUGCAUUAAGUCGGAGUUAGCUGGAAACGCAGUUGCAGGCUGUUCGCUCUGUGACAUGUAUGCGAGAUGCGGUUUCCUGACUUCGGCAAGGAGAGUAUUUACUCAAAUAGAAAGACUUGAUACAGCAUCAUGGAAUGUGAUCAUUUCUGGACUUGCAAAUAAUGGUUGCGCUAAUGAGGCUGUAUCAGUUUUCUCUCAGAUGAGGAAUUCUGGUUUUAUUCCUGAUGCCACCUCCUUGCGUUCUCUGCUUUGUGCUCAGACAAACUCAAUGGCCUUGUGUCAAGGCAUGCAAAUUCACUCUUUCAUUAUCAAGUAUGGUUUCCUGACAGAUCUUUCAGUUUGCAACUCUCUGCUUACCAUGUACACCUUCUGCUCGGACUUGUAUUGUUGUUUUAGGAUAUUUGAUGACUUCAGAAACAACGCAGAUUCUGUCUCUUGGAAUGCUAUUCUGACAGCAUGUUUGCAACACGAACAGUCAGUAGAGAUGUUGAGAUUGUUUAAGCUUAUGCUUGCGUCUGAAUGUGAGCCAGAUCACAUAACCAUGGGUAAUCUGUUGCGGGCUUGUGUAGAAAUUUCAUCUCUAAAAUUGGGAAGUCAAAUCCAUUGCUAUAGUUUGAAAACCGGGUUGGUUCUUGAGCAAUUUAUUAUAAAUGGACUGAUUGAUAUGUAUGCCAAAUGUGGAUCACUGUGGCAAGCCAGAAAGAUCUUUGAUUCAAUGCAUAACCGAGAUGUAGUUUCAUGGAGCACUUUGAUAGGUGGAUAUGCACAGUCUGGAUUAGGAGAGGAAACUCUCAUCUUGUUCAGGGAAAUGAAAUUUGCGGGAAUAGAGCCAAAUCAUGUAACAUUCAUUGGUGUUUUAACUGCCUGUAGUCAUGUUGGGCUGGUGGAAGAAGGCUUACAGCUGUAUGCAAGCAUGCAAACUGAACACGGGAUUUCACCAACAAAAGAGCACUGCUCUUGCGUGGUUGACUUGCUGGCUCGUGCUGGCCAUUUAAAUUUAGCUGAGAAAUUUAUCAAUGAAAUGAAGUUGGAACCUGAUGUAGUAAUCUGGAAGACUCUACUCUCUGCAUGUAAAACCCAAGGAAAUGCUGAUCUCGCCAAAAAGGCUGCUGAAAAUAUUUUGAAGAUCGAUCCUUUCAACUCUACAGCUCAUGUAUUGCUUUGCAGCAUACAUGCUUCUUCUGGAAAUUGGGAAGAUGCUGCAUUGUUGAGGAGCUCGAUGAAAAAGCAAGAUGUAAAAAAAAUCCCGGGACAGAGUUGGAUCGAAGUUAAGGAACAAAUUCAUAUAUUUCUGGCUGAAGAUGUUCUUCAUCCAGAAAGUGACGAUAUAUAUACAGUCCUGCACAACCUCUGGUCGCAGAUGCUAGAUGAGUGUAAUCCACAACAAAAGAAAAGACUUCAGUUUAUUCAUGAGACUAGAUAGAUGGAAUUUAAGUGAUGUUUAUUUCUCGUCUAAGCAUGAACAGAGAAUGCCAUCGCGUCUCAGCUUCUGUUGCCAUGGUCUUGGUGCAGCGUACAGAGCAGACAGUGUGUCUGUUAAUUAAGGCAUUUGAUGAGCUGUAGGAGAACUGAUCACCACAUUGGAUUGCAGCACCCAAGCGGUAUGGGAUGGGAUAUAAAUUCAGUGCUAUAUCUAUGACUAAAAAAGGAUACAUCUCCAUUCUAUCUGAUGAGCUGAAGUUUCAGUAAAGAUGAUUCGAAGAAGGCUGAAAAGGAAAAAUAUCUUCUGGGUAUGACUUGAGUCUCCUCCCCUACACUGUAUUCUUAUCAAACCAGUGAAGUUGCAUGCUCUAGGUGGCUAAAAAGAAUGAUAGAUAGGGGAUUUUCACGUUCCCUGAGAUUGGCUGCUUUUUGAUGUUGGAAUCCUUGUGGAUGUUUCCAGGUAUGAACAUGUAAAAGCUCCAAACACACAAAUCUCCUCUUUAGAGAAUUUUGUUACAUCCGGUAUUUAGUCUAGCAAAAGCCAGACUGGUUUAUAGGCAGCGAGGAGCCGAGGAUAAUGAAGACGAACAAGGAAACCGAGAAACAUUUUGAUAAGUUAAAUGAUAUCAAAGAUGAUGAGAGAGACUCUACAGCUGCAACAAAAUGUAUGUAUGAAGAAGGCAAAACUAGUCAGACCAAAACAAUAGUCUACACUCUCCAUGUGAAAUCAUACAGGACUCAAGAUAAUCCUCAUUGACAGAAGUAAAAGGAAGAAAAAAAACCCUACAAGGAUGAAAUGUGGUAACCAAACAAAAAGAGCUUUGAACGAGGCACAACCGAAGCUAAGCUGGCUUUUUAUUUAUUCUCCAGGGACAGGAACUCCUUGCUUGAGCUUCUCGCGCUUGAG